GAGUGAUUUCCAUUUACCGCCUGGGAGACCUUUCUGUCCCCACCCCCAGCUGUUGGAGCUCGAGGGGAGCAAUAACAAACCUGCGGAGGGGGGAGAUUUUCUUUAUUUUUAUUUUGAUAUUUCGCCCCGCCUGGGAACGGUGAUGUGUUUCUUCUGCAUGAUGUUAACUGAAAGAUGCUCUGCAUUUUCUUGAUUUCUAUGGAGACCUCAGAGCUGGUUUUGCCUCUGCUGACACCUCAUUUUGCACCUUCUCUACCUCCCAAGGUCUUUUCCUCUCUCUAUAGCUCGGCAUUGUCCCUGGGUCCAGAGAACCCUUAAAGACCCAAAGGGAAGAGCCUAGAGAAUCAUUCUAACAGAUUUUUUGGAGCAGUGAUGGCUGGACAUACUUUAAACCACAUCGUAACAUGGGUCAAGCUGACUCUAGAAAACAAGUGCUAAAACCAAAGUCUUAUUUGCAUUUUAUUUAAAUUUGACGGACUGAGAUUUGGACAGUAUCCAUGGAAGAAAAAUGUAUUUCAUUUCAUAGGCACCGUUGCUGGCUGUUAGAUGCUUACUGCCUAAGAUUCUUGCAACAGCGAGUCACCACUACAUCCCAGACACAUUUCUGAAUUUGAACAUCCACCCUAAAACAUAGGUGUUUUGGAGACCAUGUCAUUUAUGACUUGGGCUUGAGUGUGCUAGGCUGUUUAUCUGGACCAGCAAAGCUCUGGAGAGCAAUGUUGAAUCCCUGAGAAGACAGAGCAUGGAUUGUGCUGAUUUAAAAACAGAAAAUGCAAAGUUGGACUGAAAAUAUCCUUAGUCUUCCAAGCAAUCUGCUUAAGGGUUCCAAACUUACCUUCAUUUGGUGAAGAAAGAAGCUGCCCUAUUUUUCUUUCUUCUUCUACAACUGAAACCAGCCAUUUCCAAAAGCCGCAGCCAUGGAGGUCGCAAUGGUGAGUGCCGAGAGCUCAGGGUGCAACAGUCACAUGCCUUAUGGUUAUGCAGCCCAGGCCAGGGCCCGGGAGCGAGAGAGGCUUGCUCACUCACGGGCGGCUGCAGCUGCUGCUGUGGCAGCGGCCACAGCUGCUGUGGAAGGCAGUGCGGGUUCUGGUGGGAGCUCCCACCACCACCACCACCAGUCACGUGGGGCCUGCAGCUCCCACGAUCCUCAGAGCGGCCGUGGUAGUCGGAGAAGGAGGCGCCAACGGCCUGAGAAAAAGAAAGUCCACCAUCGGCCAAGCACCUUUUCUCAUUGUGCUGACCUGAUGCCCAGUGGAUCAGAAGAGAAGAUCCUGAAGGAGCUGAGUGAAGAAGAGGAAGAUGAGGAGGAGGAGGAAGAGGAAGAAGAGGAGGGAAGGUUUUACUACAGUGAAGAUGACCACGGAGAUGGAUGCUCCUACACGGACUUGCUGCCUCAGGACGAUGGGGGAGGUGGUGGCUACAGUUCAGUCCGCUACAGUGACUGCUGUGAACGUGUGGUAAUCAAUGUGUCAGGCCUGCGCUUCGAGACCCAGAUGAAAACUCUGGCCCAGUUUCCAGAAACUUUGUUAGGGGACCCUGAGAAGAGAACUCAGUAUUUUGACCCUUUGCGCAACGAGUAUUUUUUUGACAGGAACCGGCCCAGUUUUGAUGCCAUCCUGUAUUAUUACCAGUCCGGAGGUCGCCUGAAGAGGCCAGUCAAUGUCCCCUUUGAUAUCUUCACGGAGGAGGUCAAGUUCUACCAGCUGGGAGAGGAGGCCUUGCUCAAGUUUCGAGAGGAUGAGGGCUUUGUGAGAGAGGAGGAGGACAGGGCGCUGCCAGAGAAUGAAUUUAAAAAGCAGAUCUGGCUUCUCUUUGAGUAUCCUGAGAGCUCCAGUCCUGCGAGGGGCAUAGCCAUCGUGUCUGUCCUGGUCAUCUUAAUCUCCAUCGUCAUCUUCUGCCUGGAGACCUUGCCUGAGUUCAGGGACGACAGAGACCUCGUCAUGGCACUGAGUGCUGGUGGGGUUGGGCACGGUAGACUAUCCAAUGAUACCUUGGUACCCCAUCUGGAGAACUCGGGGCACACAAUUUUCAAUGACCCGUUCUUCAUAGUGGAGACAGUCUGCAUCGUGUGGUUUUCCUUUGAAUUUGUGGUCCGCUGCUUUGCCUGUCCUAGCCAAGCUCUAUUCUUCAAAAACAUCAUGAACAUCAUUGAUAUUGUGUCCAUCUUGCCUUACUUCAUCACUCUGGGCACGGACCUGGCCCAGCAACAGGGAGGUGGCAAUGGGCAGCAGCAACAGGCCAUGUCCUUUGCCAUCCUCAGGAUCAUUCGUCUGGUCCGAGUGUUCCGGAUCUUCAAGCUCUCCCGGCACUCCAAGGGCCUGCAGAUCCUGGGCCACACCCUCAGAGCCAGCAUGCGGGAGCUGGGCCUGCUGAUCUUCUUCCUCUUCAUUGGGGUCAUCCUCUUUUCCAGUGCUGUGUAUUUUGCAGAAGCGGAUGAACCUACUACCCACUUCCAAAGCAUUCCAGAUGCAUUUUGGUGGGCUGUGGUCACCAUGACAACUGUGGGCUAUGGGGACAUGAAGCCCAUCACUGUGGGGGGGAAAAUUGUGGGGUCCCUGUGUGCCAUUGCAGGUGUCUUAACCAUUGCUUUGCCAGUGCCAGUGAUUGUCUCUAACUUUAACUAUUUCUACCACAGAGAAACUGAAAAUGAGGAACAGACACAGUUGACCCAGAAUGCAGUCAGUUGCCCAUACCUCCCUUCCAAUUUGCUCAAGAAAUUUCGGAGCUCUACUUCUUCUUCCCUGGGGGACAAGUCAGAGUAUCUAGAAAUGGAAGAAGGAGUUAAGGAAUCUCUGUGUGCAAAGGAGAAGUGUCAGGGGAAGGGGGAUGACAGUGAGACAGAGAAAAACAACUGUUCCAAUGUAAAAGCUGUGGAGACUGAUGUGUGAAUGGCUUUCUCCACCUGCCAUUGUCCCCCAACCCCACCCUGCAGCAUCUCCAAAUAUAUUUGUGUGUAGAGAGUACAGUUACAAAAAUGAAAUAUGCAAUUGAGUCCAGUGCAUACAGUAGUACGCCAUUUAACGGUUAUAUAUGGCAUAUUUGUUGCUAAACUUGUAUUACAUAUCAAAUAAAUGAUACAUCUUGGAGAAGAGGAAGGCUUACAUAGGAGCAAACCUAUCUUUAUAUUUUUUAUUAGAAUGCAAGAAUUUUGCACAUAAACUGGAAAAUGUUUAAAGAGUUUUAUGGAGAAUGUGCGUUUAUGAGUGUGUUGAUGUAUGCCUAUGUGUGCCUGGGAAGCUGUGUGUGUAAGUAAAUUGACAGUGUUAUUAGUAAUUGUGCAAUGAUGGGAAAAGUUGGCAUUUGAAGUAUUUACUAUUUAAGAACUAAUGAAUUUGAGCAGUGCUUUAUCAGUGCUUUAAUAACAUCUCAUAUGUCUUUGGAUUCUGUAGUUGUGUUUUUUUUAAAAAAAAUUGUAAUUAUUACUGUGUAGAAGAAAAGAAAGUAAAUUAUUUAAUAGAAUAUAGGUCACACUUUUAUCAUGGAUUUAAUUAAAGUUUAUUUUUAACUGGAAAUUAACUUUUAAAAAGGCUACAGGGGCCUUUAGAAAUUGACUAUAUUUUGUUAUUAAUUUUGAAAAUUUAUGACAGAAAUGCUGAACAUGAAGGGGAAAUGAAAUUGGAGAAGAUAUACCAAGUUUUGCUCACAGUCAAAAACCUUUUUUUUUUCUUUUCCUUUGCACUACUUUAUAUGCUGGAGAUGGAGGGAGACUUCAUACUGUGAAUGUUUACUGAUGUAACAGGUCAAUGACAAUCAUCAGAAGAAUGAUUUCUUAGUUCUAUUUUAUUGUUCUUUUCUUUGUGUGAAACUAAUGACCAUUCAGAUUACAACACAUGGUUUCUUCCUCUUUUAAAAUCUAACUAAGUGGUCUACAAAGGAACUAUGAAGUAAAAUUUAGCAAUGGAUUCUUUUUGGAGUUGGUCUGUGACAAUGACACUUCUGAAACCAUACUAUUUUAAAUAUUCUUCUGCCUUUGAAAUCCAGAAUAAUUUAACCAAAGCUAAUGCAUGCAUUAAAAGAAUUCUUCAAGAAGAUGCUUAGCAGUGAUUAUGGCUUAAGAUCUUCCUAUUAAAUGUGCAACAUAAAUGCUAGAUUUAUUAAGUUGAUUUCUUCUUUUGUGCAGUCACAUAAUAGUAGAUUUGGGGAUUCAGCUCACAUCUUAGCAUUCCAUUGGCUAAAAUGAGUAAAAGGAAGAAUUAUGUCAAAAUAUUUGGUCUCAACAUUCUAUCACUAUUACCUUUAUUUAAGAAUUUUAUGACAUAUGUCACUGUAUUUAACUCAAAAAAAGGGCAUUCAGUAAUUAGUGCUUGACCUUGUGCUAAGUCAUAAUGAGGUAUUCAUUGAGAAACAGAAUACAUGAGACCUUGCCCUUCAAUGUUUCUUAACUUGCACUCUUUGUGAAAUGGUCUCAAGGUUUAGGAAAGAAAAUACUACAUUGACUAACUUGAUACAUAAUGAAUUUUGACAGCUGUGAACUUCAAAAAAAAAGUAUGUAGCCCCGUAAUAGCUAUUCUUGUUUUUUUUUUAGACCCAGGCCAUCAUUUGAUAAUUACAUAAACCCUGUCUCAUUCGAUGGUGUUUGAAUUAAAAAUAAGUCCAGUAUAAGGGCUAAGAGUAA
Ochotona princeps (American pika) is the source of this 4615-nucleotide messenger RNA. RefSeq names its product potassium voltage-gated channel subfamily A member 4 (gene KCNA4). Gene Ontology annotation, molecular function: potassium ion binding; protein binding; delayed rectifier potassium channel activity. The record is from RefSeq and is a predicted model, not a curated record. The transcript is spliced from 2 exons. Gene Ontology annotation, biological process: potassium ion transmembrane transport; protein homooligomerization. Gene Ontology annotation, cellular component: membrane; voltage-gated potassium channel complex. Lineage: Eukaryota; Metazoa; Chordata; Mammalia; Lagomorpha; Ochotonidae. Bases 918 to 2888 code for a protein of 656 amino acids.